Messenger RNA from Mercenaria mercenaria, 2425 nucleotides. RefSeq lists its product as uncharacterized. The coding region runs from base 349 to 1155 and encodes 268 amino acids. The record is from RefSeq and is a predicted model, not a curated record. The transcript is spliced from 4 exons. Lineage: Eukaryota; Metazoa; Mollusca; Bivalvia; Venerida; Veneridae.
AACUUGAUACCCCUGUAAGGUUUUCUCUCAAAUAAACCAGCAUUGAUCUUUUCAGGGAGCGCCAGAGCCAGAAGAGAAACAACUAUAAACGACUUAUUUUGAAGCACUUGAUGGAUCUUCACAACACUCGAAACAACCUGUUCAUCUGUAAUAUGGUUUGACAAUUAGGGCCGGCUACAGUAUUUGAACGCCGUCACAAACUGGAAAAGGGACCAAUACCUAAAGCACCACAUAAACUUAACUACGGCCUACCUUAAAGUUUGCUCAUCGUCAUUAUGACAUUGUGACUCAUUGAGAGCAGCAGUUGGCAGCACUGUACAUCUUCUCAAAGUUAAAAGGAAACCAAAUAUGAUAUCUGCGGAAAAUGAAUACUAUCUGAGAGUUUAUUUGCUCCUGUUUGAGGGUUCUUCGUAUAUUACAAAGGAAAUUAUACGCCGAGAGCUUCCCAAAUACGGUGGUGAUUUAGACGCACUAUUGAAAUUAAAAAAAGAAAGUAAACUUCGACAUGAAUUUCACAAGAAGCAAAUGGAAAAGUUAUUCCCAAAUGGCGGAUAUGAUAAAACAAACAUAAACACAUGGGAUAUGCAAAUGUUGGUUGGUGUCAUCCUGAUAAUUUUCCAACCUACACUUAGUACCAGGGAGAAAGAAAAGCUGAAAGAAAUCAAGGAUACCAGAAAUACAUUAGCACAUGGUUCGGCUGUAGAGUUAAACAGGAAAAAGUAUGACGAAAAAAAACACCAAAUUCAGGUUGCGAUAGAAGAACUUGCAUCUGGAUUUAAUGAUGCAGUUAAGACUAAGUGUAGGAAAUUCAUUUCCACCUAUAUAUUUGAUCCAUUGGACGUUAGUUCAGCAAUUAAGCGCUUACAAGAACUAAGGUCUACUGACGACAAAUUUCAAGAGCUUCUUGAUUUAACUGCAAAAUCUCAAAAUGUCAUUCAAAAAGGUAUAAGUGGUGUUGAAAGUAAUAUCAGAAAAGAUUUGAAAGAUUUGGAUGAACGAAUAAAGAAAGUGGACGAGAAAACAUUACAAGGCUUGAAUGAGCUGAUCAAAGAGGUAAAAGGUAAGGUUCUAUCAUUAUUCAAAGGUAGUGGACGUGGAAUUUACAAUCUGCAAAUUAGGUUUGAUGGCGUAACUUUAUUUACCCGGGAAACGUAGAAUAAAGCCUGGAUUCGGCGUACGGAAAUGAAAUCAUUUUAUGAAUCAAUGACAGCCUGUGAGUAAAUUUAUUAAAAUGACACUGUUACUAUAUUUCUAAAGUCAAAAUAAGAUAUUUAAAUAUAUGGCACGUUAAAUAAUUCAAAAUAAUGUCUCAAAACAAAAAUUAGCGUGGAAUAUUCGGUGCACUUUAAUCAUGGUUAAAUAUCUCAAAAAUAAGCACACGGACUAAUACGUUUUAUUUCACCACAUUAUAGGCCAUAUGUUUAUUUACAACUGUGAGAAGUUUCAUCAAAUCUAGGCCUACAUUGUAGAAAAAAACUCUAUUCGUGAAAAUGUUAUGAAAAUUAUGAUUUUCCCACAGAUUCCCAUUAUGAAAAUUGCGUGAGGUCCAAAUUUUUCAAAUCAGUCUAGCAAAAGAUCAAGCUAACUACCCUAUCCUUUUUAUUUGCCAGUUGUUCUAGGUAUAUUCUAAAGUUUUGAAAAAUCGGAGUUAAAUCAAAUUCUACAUUCAAUUUGUAGAAAAAAAUUCGAUCCAAACGUGUAGAACUACCUUAAGAAUGCUGGAUUGCCUUACAAAACUAGGCAAUUCCAUUGACAUUUCCGAGUAUCAUUACAAUCUUAACAUAUAAAAACACUUUUUAGAACGUGUAGAAUUUGUGAUUUGUCUAAAAUGUUUGGAAGUUAAAGAUUUAUAUAUAUUGUUCCAGUUGUAAAUUUGUUUCUUUAGAUAUCUAACAGUGACAUAUUGUACAAAGUUGUUAACGAUUGUUAUGUAUGAUUCUUCGCUUUUGUAAAAAAAAUGAAGUGUCAUUUAAGUUUGCACCGCUCUGUUAGUUUAUACAGAAUUUAUUUUAGGUCGAUUAUGAAGGAAGUUAGGAAGUUCUACAACUUAUAUUAAUCACUCUCGACACCUCAUUCCUGAUUGAAUCCAUCGCCACGAAGGUAUGUGAAAAGAGGCCAGUUUCUCUUUAAAUGCUGAGCACCAAGCAAGGGAACUACUGGUACCAUAUUCACGUCUUUGGUAUAGUGCAGCCGGGGAUCGAACCCACGACCUCCCGCACUCGAAGCGGACGCCACUUCUACCACUAAGCUAUCGAAGGGGUUAAUCUGUUAUUAGUCCCCUACUGGUUGAAAACCAGUUUAGGGGACUAUAGGAAUGCGCUUCAUGACUCUGUCAUCCAUGAAGUGAAUUCAAUAUUACUUAGCAAAAAUGUACUUCAUAAUAAUUCAAUGUGUCAUGCACAACUUUCAAACCUCUAAUUUUAAA